Rhinolophus ferrumequinum (greater horseshoe bat) is the source of this 2148-nucleotide messenger RNA. RefSeq names its product cyclin dependent kinase inhibitor 1A (gene CDKN1A). Lineage: Eukaryota; Metazoa; Chordata; Mammalia; Chiroptera; Rhinolophidae. Gene Ontology annotation, cellular component: nucleus. Gene Ontology annotation, biological process: regulation of mitotic cell cycle; signal transduction by p53 class mediator. The transcript is spliced from 3 exons. Bases 127 to 621 code for a protein of 164 amino acids. The record is from RefSeq and is a predicted model, not a curated record. Gene Ontology annotation, molecular function: cyclin-dependent protein serine/threonine kinase inhibitor activity.
AUUCUUUAUAAAGGCUGCGGCGGACGGCACCCGCUGAGGUGUGAGCAGUUGCUGGAAUCGGUGGCUUGGAGUUCCGGAGCCCGGCGCGGAUUCCCCGAGACAGACACUUUCCGAGCUACAGGCACCAUGUCGGAGCCGUCCCGGGAUGCCCAUCCAAUCCCCCGUGGCAGCAAGGCCUGCCGCCGCCUCUUCGGCCCAGUGGACAGCGAGCAGCUGCACCGAGACUGCGAUGCAUUAAUGGCGAGCUGUGUCCAGGAGGCCUGUGAGCGAUGGAACUUCGACUUUGUCACUGAGACACCUCUGAAGGGCGACUUUGCCUGGGAGCGUGUGCGGGGUCUGGGCCUGCCCAAGCUCUACCUGACCUCGGGGCCCCGGGGGUCCCGGGACGACCUGGGAGGAGGCAAGCGGCCCAGCAGUUCGUCUGCCCUGCUGCAGGGGACAGCUCAGGAGGACCACGUGGACCUGUCACUGUCAUGCACCCUGGUACCUCGCUCCCCUGAGCGGUCUGAAGAGUCCCCAGGUGGGCCUGGCACCUCUCAGGGCCGAAAACGGCGGCAGACCAGCAUGACAGAUUUCUAUCACUCCAAACGCCGGCUGGUCUUCUCCAAGAGGAAGCCCUAACCCGCCACCCACUGGAAGUCUCACGCUGUGGGAAACAGCCCCCUCUUUUUCCCCCCGCAGGAUCCUUCUACAUCUUUUGCCUUAGUCCUUUCAGUUUGUGUGUCUUAAUUAUUAUGUGUGUUUUAAUUUAAACUCCUCCUCAUGUACAUAGCCUGCUUACCUCCACCCUCCCACCCCUGCCAGCCCCUGGCAUUAGAAUUAUUUAAAGAAAACAUUAGACUGCAAAAUGAUAGGCAUAUUAGAUUGCCUGGUAUUUUUAUUAUGCAAACUAUUAUUUAAAAUCUCCUCAUCCUAUGCUCGCUGCUCCUCUCUCCCGGAAGUGAGGUGGGGCUGGUAAGACCCUCACCUGCUAGGUGGUGCUCUUUGGAGGGGCCUGUCUCCCUCUGUUCACUGUCUCAUGGACAGUAUGAAAUUCUGCCCCUUUCCUGCAUUCUCAGGUCCUCGUUCCCUGUAUUUUGAGAAGUAAAGAAAUAGCACUUUGAAGAGGGCCCAGCAGAGUGGGGAUAUCAUCCAAAUUUUUGAGUCCCCUCGCCUCCUGUAAGGUCGGGCAGGGUAACCUUGAAGUAGGCACAGCUUGGAGCAGGGCUGGGGACUGGCACCUUCCUGGCCCUUGAUACUCCACUCUGUCCUGUGAAGGUAUGGGGAAGGUAGGGUCCCGUAGCAAAUCACCCAGCCUCCCCUCGCACCCCUUUGCUGCCCAUAGGGAAGCCAGCCGUGAUGUUUGGCUUCCACCCUGUUGGCUUCCCCGAGUUGGGUCGUUUCUAGGAGCCCCAGAAGGCCCUCUUUCACAGCUGGGCUCUCAAAACCCCUCUGUUCCUCCCCCUCCCCGACCACGUCCUUUCCCUCUAGUCCCCUCUCAGCCCUGAGUGGCAGCUCUGGGAUGCCUGUCCCCCCCAACUCAGUGGACCGGAAGGGGGAGGGACACACUAGAAGUAGGGUUCCCCAGUUCUACCUCAGGCAGCUUGAGCAGCGACCGCCCCCUCUUCUCCGCUCUCAGGGUAGGGGUCCUGAGUGGUUGGGCAGACCUCCUUGAGUGAGGAUCUCUGCAUUAGGAGUACGUGGGUGUGGGGAGUGUCUUUACCUAGGAGGGAGAUUGUGACCUGAAACUCAUCCAAGGACCUUCCCCAACGACCCCACUCCUCCCCCAUUUCAUUGCACUUUGAAUAGCAACUGAGCAAUAAGUCAGGUGUUUUAAAUGGCGGGAGUAGAGGCUGUGGAUCGGGCACAUCAAUGAGCUAAUACGGGCCUGGGAGCUGUGAGUUGUCUUUCCUGGCACUCAACACAGAGCCCCUAGAAGCACUGACGCACUUAGUGGGUCUGACCCCAAACACCUGCAAGCUCCUGUAAUAUCCUGGCCUGGGCUGUUUUCUCCUGGCUCCUCAUGUAUCCUGGUUCUCCUGUCUCCACGUAGACUGUACACCUCUCAAGGGCAGGGACCACGUCCUGUACUGCUCUGUGUACUCCACAGCCCCUCUCACAGUGCUGGUUAUACAGAAGGUGCUCAAUAAAUAUUUCUUGGUGACUUUA